Suillus clintonianus is the source of this 1663-nucleotide messenger RNA. RefSeq lists its product as uncharacterized. Bases 82 to 1338 code for a protein of 418 amino acids. Lineage: Eukaryota; Fungi; Basidiomycota; Agaricomycetes; Boletales; Suillaceae. The record is from RefSeq and is a predicted model, not a curated record. Gene Ontology annotation, biological process: regulation of DNA-templated transcription. The transcript has 4 exons. Gene Ontology annotation, molecular function: zinc ion binding; DNA-binding transcription factor activity, RNA polymerase II-specific.
GUUCUUCCGCGGCAUCAAUUGUCAGAAAUUUGCUUCCGUUUUGCACACUUGCCUUCUCUGUCAUCCAACCGUGACUCGCUUAUGCCCCCACACGUUCACGACACUUUUGACCGUUGUUCUGCGAUGGAGCACCAUUGCUAUCACGAUGAGGACCAGUACUAUGGCGCUAACGUCCCUAUUUCUAUGCAUUACGAUUACUCUUCGUAUCAGCCAUACUCAUACUACAUUCCCGACAACAUGAUGCUCGCGAUGACAGACCUGCAGGACGAGCAACAAUUAAUUCAGACACCCGUGUAUGAAUACAACCACCAAGCUUCUGAACACUUCACGUCUUCAGCCUCUACGCAUUCUGUAUCGUCAGAUUCAUCGUGUCUUACGUCGACCGAUUUCCAUGACACAGCAGCGUAUCCCAGCAUCCCGACAUAUUCUUCUGACAGAAGACCGUCAUAUCCCCCAAGCUGGGCACAAGACGUCAGAAAUAGCUCAACUCAUCUCGCAGCUUCUCAGUCGUCAGAGUACCGAGCAACGAUCGCGCGUCUCAGCGAUGAUUUUCUCGCAAGCGCGUCGUCGUUGUUUGGCGGACCUCCUUCACGAAGCCGCAACACGUCCGCUGCCUUGAGUGGACCCACAACCCCUCAUCAGAGCCCUGCCCCAACCAGCAAUCCUACCCCUGCUAGGAAACGCUCAUUGGAAGCCAUGAACGAGGAGGUCUUUGUUGAUCAGCCCUUUGACGCUCGUACAUCCGUCCAAGAUCCAAGAUACCUUCCUCAGCCUCCCAUGAUUGUUCCUUCUCAAAAUAGAGUUGUGCAUGAACGUCAGCUUCCUCAGGGUUCAUCGCACAGUGGCGAGUCACAAAACCUCCUGCGGUCUCCCGCUCGUCCUUUUAGACAGUCACUUUCGCCUGAUUUACUACUGUUACGUGAAGAAGGGCGACCAGCGGCUCAUCAGGCUAACAAGAGGCCACAUCGCUCCGAGGAGAUCACCCGCCAUUCUCAGACUAUUUCAACCGUCCCUGCAACGUGGUCAGCGCCAGUGGAGCCUGUUAUGAAAGUCAGUGCCUCGAGGAAGACUGGUGAGCAGAAGAAGCAAGCCCUUGCUUGCCUAUUCUGUAGAGAAAGAAAAAUAGCCUGUGGAAGACCCCCUGCCCACAGCCCAGACCAGACCUGCAACCAAUGUGCACGACGUCGGAUGAAAUGCGAGUAUCCCACGGAAUCUCGUCGAGGGCAACACAAACGCAUCCGCCGUAAGCCAACCGAGGAUUGUAUUGGAGCUUCCAAUUCGUCUUCGGCUUCGCAAUCAGCACCGAAUACACCACCUGUCGUCGCAUUAACGGCUUGAAUGAAUUCCACGUGUCAAUGUACAACACAAGUUCUUACGACCGUUUGACGAGACGCUUUAGAUAUAUGUAUGCUGUAUUGCCUUCAAGGGCUUCCCGUGACCUUCGACCACGUAUACCUAUUUCAUAUCGAUUCCCUUUCUAAUUGUUAACUAUCAUUACCUGACGGCGUCAGUUACUCUCCUUGCAUUCCUACGUUCGUUGACCUAGCAUUGCCUAAACAUUAUGUUCCCCUUUCGCAGUCUCUUGAUGCAUUAUUUUUCUCAUCGUUGGACUGUAGUAUAUUUGCUUUAAUAAACAAUAUAGAUCUUGUCGUCUCCUCAUAUC